This is a messenger RNA of Portunus trituberculatus (swimming crab), 1190 nucleotides long. Its product is annotated as inosine triphosphate pyrophosphatase-like. The transcript has 6 exons. Gene Ontology annotation, biological process: nucleoside triphosphate catabolic process. Gene Ontology annotation, cellular component: cytoplasm. NCBI's taxonomy places the organism in Eukaryota, Metazoa, Arthropoda, Malacostraca, Decapoda, Portunidae. Gene Ontology annotation, molecular function: nucleoside triphosphate diphosphatase activity. The record is from RefSeq and is a predicted model, not a curated record. The coding region runs from base 187 to 807 and encodes 206 amino acids.
UUUAUGUUCCCUACAGGAGCUACCGAUACAAAGGCCUGACCCAGAAGAAAUUCUGCGUCACCUGUACCAUCAAGAUCAAGAUCAAGUGCACGCUGCUCAAGCCACCAGCCACGACGUCUACAGUUCGUGGUGUUGGACCCUUCCAUUACAAGAAUAAGUGUGUCAAGUAUUUUCAUACAACCUACCAUGACUGCAAGAGGUCUUGUGUUUGUGACCGGCAAUGCCAAGAAGCUGGAGGAAGUUCGUGCAAUUCUUGGGGAUUCAUUUCCUUUCAGAUUAGUGAGUCAGAAGAUUGACCUGCCAGAAUAUCAAGGCGAGGCAGAUGAGGUCAGCAGAAAAAAGUGUGAGGCAGCGGCAGAACUGGUGAAGGGUCCUGUCAUCGUGGAGGAUACCUGUCUUUGUUUUAAUGCUCUUGGUGGCCUGCCAGGUCCUUAUAUAAAAUGGUUUUUGGAGAAGCUGGGGCCUACUGGUCUUCAUAAAAUGCUUGCAGGUUUUGAGGAUAAGUCUGCUGAAGCAGUCUGCACAUUUGCAUAUUCUUCUGGAGACUCGAAGGAGGAAGUGCUCCUCUUCCAUGGCAAAACUCUGGGUACAAUAGUCGAACCUCGUGGUGAUAACAACUUUGGAUGGGACCCUUGCUUUCAGCCCAAAGGUUACAAAGAAACGUAUGCAGAAAUGGACAGCGCAAUAAAGAAUGGAAUCUCUCAUCGCUUCCGAGCUGUUGAUGCUCUCAGGGAUUACUUUACUGGGAAGGAGGGACAGAAAUUACUAGCAAAGAAGCUGAAAAUAGAUGAAAACAAUGGCAGCUAAUAUUUAACUGCCUUAGGUAUGUUGUAUUCUUUAGCCAACUAAACCUAACUAUUGUUUUGAAUUUUCAUAAUUAAAGUAAAUGAUUAAGAUGUUCACUGACUCAGACCAAACCUGAGACAUUCUUGUACUCAUAAAAUUUUAGUGUUCCUAAAUGUGUAUUUACCUAAUUGUAUUGUACAGGUUUCGAGUGUGUGUGUGUGUGUGUGUGUGUGUGUGUGUGUGUGUGUGUGUGUGUGUGUGUGUGUGUGUGUGCAAAUUUGACAUAGUACAUGAAAACACCACAUCAUUGCCUCAACAGAAAAAGUAAAUAUGAAGAAGAGGAACUCAUCACAACUUAUAAGAUCUUGUCAGACAAAUUUAAAAUAAACACAAACAUAUAUGCA